AAUCGCGCAUGUCGCGAGCGAAGGGGAGGGACACAGUUGAAAAACCGCGUCGGCUCGUGUGAUGUUGCUGUGCGUGUCUCGCUUGUCUAAACAUCGCUAACGUCGUCCGAUCGUAGUAAACCGUUUGAAAGAAAUCCUCACACCUUCUACGUCGUCGGAUUGUCUGGUGCGGUACACAGUCUGCCCUUUGCCAUGGCUGAAGGGUCGUAUCAUCUCGGAGAUUUUGUAUAUAUGGAAGUCGAUCCAGCUCCAGCUCCGUAUCGGAUCUGUCGUCUGGAAGAACUGUCCAAGACUCCAGAAGGACGAAUCGAGGCUCUCGUAACGUGCAUGUUUCGAAGGCGUGAUCUCCCUCCGUCUCUUGCACAGAUGGCAGACAAGUUUGCUGCCGAUUUCGAAGAGAGUGACGACUGUCUGUGGUCAACGAGCCAUCUGGAUACUGUAUUGAAGCAUCAGUUGAGACACAGGGAGGUGUUUUUGUGUCGUGACUAUGAGACAUAUGAGAUUAGCUUGAUUAGAGGAAAGUGUUCUGUGACUUUGCUGUGUGAAGUGGAAACACCAGACCUUUAUCUCAAGAGACCCGAUGCAUUCUAUUACUCACUGGUUUACGACCCACAAGUAAAAACACUGCAAGCCGACAAGAACAACAUUCGUGUCGGCGACAAGUUCCAAGCAUUUGUUCCUGAUGCAACGUCUCCUAGUGAGGUCAGAGAGCCGGAAGCGAUGGCCUCACAGAUGUGGAAUCCUGUGGGAAUGUCACACAAAGAAAUCGAUCAGUUCAUGGUGUUAGCGAGGUCUGUAGGAACGUUUGCACGUGCUAUGAUCACAAGCAAGUCGUUUCAGCCGACUCUACACGCGAGUGCAGCAGCUGCAUCUCGUGACACGACACUGCUUCAUGCAAUGACGGUUCUUCAUCGUUCCAACUACGACCUCGGCUCCGCGGUCGGCUACCUCGUUCCCCAGGGUGGCCCCCUCCUGUGCAGAGACGAGAUGGAAAACUGGACGGCAGAAGAGGCCAACAUGUUUGAAUCAGCAUUGCAGUUGUGUGGGAAGGAUUUCUUUGACAUUCAGAGAGAUCACCUCAACUGGAAGAGCAUCAAGAGUAUUGUUGAGUAUUACUAUAUGUGGAAGACGAGCGAUAGAUACACGUACACGAAACAGCAGAAGUUAUUAGAGAGACAGAACAAACUGAGAGACUUUGCGAUUAAAAAGGCUCCGGGUCAUCCAGACAAUACAGGCGGUCGAGGUGGUGGAUCAACUGGCGGUAAUAGCCAUGGCUCGUCGAAUGCUUCGCCACAUCUGUCUUCGUCUUCAGUACCUGGUGAUGGCAGUCAUGGAGGGAUGAGCGGUCAAGGAGGAGUGUCAGGGGAGUCUGGACGUCAACAGUCGGGUGGAGGGAGCAACCAUAGUGGUGGGAAGAUGGCUCUCAUUCAGGGGAAUCGACCCUGUGAAUGCUGUCAAGCAAUGUUUUCUACUGCGUGGAAGAACUGGGGUCCCGGAGAACAUCGUCUCAAGUUAUGCAUAGAUUGUUGGGAUUAUUGGAGAAAAUAUGCUGGCUUGAAGUUUAUCACCAAAUGGGAGAACGUCAGACAAUCAAAGAUCAGUUCACUCGAGAACUACACGUGUCCACGAUGUAACAAGUUCUUUUCAAGGAAAGAACGAUUGGCAACACAUUUGCGAGAGCAAUGCUUUCAUCCAUUGCCAGCUGGGAGGAUCAAUCGUGUCAACCAUUCUAUUUAUCGCCUCUUUUUCAUGCGACCUAAGUCGUCUGUAUUCAUCGCUAGAAAGCUGCUUGGAGCUUCCGAGUUGAGACGAUGUGCAAUCGAACCAAGAAACUUAGUGAAUGUACCCAUGCUGAAGAGCAAAAGUUUCCCACCCAAGUGGAUUCCUGUAUGUCGACGAAUAAGGCAGGUUGUUGAGCCGGCGAGCGGUGACUUUGAUAUGAGAACUAUCUACUCAGUAGCUACAGUGUUUCAAGAUGUGAGUGAGUCUGGUGAUGGGAUGGGUCAUAGUCGUAGGCCUAUACAGAAGCUUCUUGAUUCUCCCACACUUGCUGCUCGAGAUGCCAGAAAACAGAAGAUUCGGACGCCGACAUCUACUGAGCCACCUCCACUAGGACAGUCACGUGAGAAGGCUAUGGCGGAUGCCAUGCUCAAGAUGCAUCAAGACAAACUGAAGAAGUCGGUCAACAAUCAUUCGCCAGUGACGACCACACCAGGGCAGUCAUUAGUGAGAGAAAUGGAGCAACGUGGAAGAGGACUCAAGCGUCCAGCUAUAAACAUAACUAAAGCUGAAAUUAUUCAAUCUCCUGUCAAGAAACUGAAGGUGACUGCUGGUACACCAUCGCUGCUGUCUCAGUCUCGAAUGCAGGAUCAACCAUAUCAGCAGGUCACGAUAUCGAAUUCAAAAGUCUUUCCUGCCGGCAGGAAGAAGUCAGUUGUUGAGAUUGACCUUCUCAAGCCAACCGCAGCUCAGCAGCAGUCAGCUGUUGCUGCCAACAGAUCGAAGAACGUUCGUGGACCAGACAAUGGGUAUCAUUAUCGCACGCCUGGUGGUGAACUGUUCUUUUUCAAAGUGCCAUUAAUGCAAAAACAGAACAGGGAGAGCCUUCGGAACAGAGGAAAAUUACGUAUUCUGGCCAGAGCACCAUGCAGUCGCAUUGCCACAAUGAAAUUAUCUCAGAACGGGACAAUGAUGAACGGCUCUCCUCAGCGUGCGGCAAAGCAGCAACUGAGCAAAAGAAAUCCGCCGGUAAUGGAGGAUGUGAUCGAUAAGAUGAAGCUCGACAUGCAGCCAAGACGUUCAGCUGGUGAUCUCAUAGCUGUGAAUUAGCAUCGUUUUAGAGCUACGAUUAUAGAUUAUAGUGUGGGUUGUAUUGUACGAGUUGCUAGGUGGACAAUACCUAAUUGAUACACAAUAAGUUGGUAUGGUAACCGGUACUGUGGAAACCGGUGUUUAGCGUGCUUGUUGUCAUUAAUAUCAAUCAUUAAUCAA
Molecule: messenger RNA, 2991 nt
Organism: Corticium candelabrum
Lineage: Eukaryota; Metazoa; Porifera; Homoscleromorpha; Homosclerophorida; Plakinidae
Product: metastasis-associated protein MTA3-like
Exons: 19
Coding region: 193-2829 (878 amino acids)
Biological process (GO): negative regulation of transcription by RNA polymerase II
Cellular component (GO): NuRD complex; nucleoplasm
Molecular function (GO): transcription corepressor activity; chromatin binding; transcription coactivator activity
Source: RefSeq, a predicted model, not a curated record